GAGCCCUCUCAAGUAUGCAACAGUCAGGCAGAUGGCGUGUCUCAACCCCUCUGCCAUGUUCAGGGAACCAGACACGUGCAAGAGGCAGAUGAAAAGUCUUGUUCAGACAUUUCUACAAGACAAACAGCUGGCAGGAGGAGUUUCUGCUGGGGACGUCAUUCUCCAACAGUUUGAAGCCUUCCUGUCUCUGGAGUGCAGAAGUGAGGAGUUCCUUUCCUUCUCACCGAUGCAAAAAAGGCUUGACGUCUUCUUGAGCAGUUUCCUCAGGAACUACCCGGAGCUUUUUGCUUUUUGCCAGAAGCUGCUGAUUUUGUCACACGGACAGGCCACUGUUGAGAGAGGUUUUUCAGUGAAUAAAGAAAUCGAAACCUACAACAUGCAGGAGGACACUCUGGAAGCACAGAGGCUUGUUUGUGACUAUGUCACUCGACAUGGGGGAGUAACCAAAGUCCCACUCACAAGAGAGCUCUUGGAUUCAGUGGCGUCAGCCAGGAGCAGAUACCGUCUCCAUCUUGAGACAGAGAGAAAGAAAAAAGAGUGUCUUGCAAAGGGCCAAAAGAGAAAGGCAGCUGAGGAUUACUUGGAGGAACUGAAAAAAAGGAGGAACACUAUAAAAACAGUUGCACAAACUCUAUCCAGAGAUGCGGACAUGUUAGCAGAGGAGGCUGAGGGCAAGGCUGGCAGCAAGAUGGCACAGCUAAUAACAAAAUCAAAUGCUCUGAGGAGGGCCAGCAAGGACAAAGACACUGAGCUCAAGAGCAUUGAGGAGGAGAUUGUUGCCAAAGGAGAGGAGCUGAGACAUAUGUAGUGUGCGCGCGCGC
Molecule: messenger RNA, 821 nt
Organism: Myripristis murdjan (pinecone soldierfish)
Lineage: Eukaryota; Metazoa; Chordata; Actinopteri; Holocentriformes; Holocentridae
Exons: 2
Coding region: 32-808 (258 amino acids)
Source: RefSeq, a predicted model, not a curated record